Prunus armeniaca (apricot) is the source of this 300-nucleotide messenger RNA. Lineage: Eukaryota; Viridiplantae; Streptophyta; Magnoliopsida; Rosales; Rosaceae. The record is from the annotation of a GenBank genome assembly.
AUGAAUAAAAUAGUGAAGAAGCUACUGAAACGACAGCUUGACAAGGCCAAAGGAGCCUGGCCGAAGAAACUUCCAGAAGCAUUAUGGGCUAUCCGGACAUCCUACCGAACGGCAACUGGGGAAACACCCUUCUCUCUUGCCUUCGGUUCAGAAGCAGUGGUUCCUGUGAAGAUCGGAGAGUCCUCUUACCGAACAGAAACCCAUGCUCCGAAAGCAAAUGAGGAGGCACUUGCAUUAAGCCUUGACCUGAUCAAUGAACGCCGAGCACAGGCCAACCUUCGGAAUGAAGCCUACAAAUAG